AUGAAGACUACGAUUCUACUGUUUUGUCUCCUAGGAUCAACUCAGUCAUUACCAAAACAGAUUCGCCCCACUCUGGGAUUUCCUGCAACGACAUCUCCAGAUCAGGGGACACGACUGACCCAAGAGCAAGCAAACCAGGUCUUUCCUUCGAUAAGUCUAAUACCGCUAGCACAGCUGCUCACCCUGGGGUCAGACCUGCAAUUGCUCAACCCCGCCACUGGACCGGCACAUGGCACACAGACGUUUCCUUUUCCCCUAGGGCCGCUGAACAGACCACAGCAGCUGCAGCCCCAGAUGUUACCCAUCAUUGUGGCACCACUUGGAGCUCAGGGUGCUCUCCUAAGCUCAGAGGAACUGCCAUUAGCCUCACAGAUCUUCACAGGCCUCCUUAUUCACCACCCCUUGUUUCCCGGAGGCAUUCUGCCUUCCAGUCAGACAGGGGCUAAACCAGAUGCGCAAACCGGAGUCCUUCCUACGAGACAGGCAGGAGCAAGCCCCGCUGUACAGGGAACCACCCAGGGCCAAGUCACAACUCCGGGUGUCACAGAUGACGACGACUAUGAAACCAGCACCCCUGCAGGCAUGAGAAGGGGCACACACACCACGGAGGGAACCACUCUAGACCCACCGAAUAGUAAGUUGUCCCAGCUUACACCAUGCUCGUCACCAGGAAGGUCAUCUGCAGAGUGGCAGAGAGGAGUUCUUUGCCUUUGCAUUGACAAAAACAGACCUCAGUAG
Messenger RNA from Peromyscus leucopus (white-footed mouse), 738 nucleotides. RefSeq names its product amelotin (gene Amtn). Lineage: Eukaryota; Metazoa; Chordata; Mammalia; Rodentia; Cricetidae. The transcript is spliced from 7 exons. The record is from RefSeq and is a predicted model, not a curated record. Bases 1 to 738 code for a protein of 245 amino acids. Gene Ontology annotation, cellular component: basement membrane; cell-cell junction. Gene Ontology annotation, biological process: odontogenesis of dentin-containing tooth; positive regulation of enamel mineralization.